Meira miltonrushii is the source of this 363-nucleotide messenger RNA. RefSeq lists its product as uncharacterized. The record is from RefSeq and is a predicted model, not a curated record. The transcript has a single exon. Lineage: Eukaryota; Fungi; Basidiomycota; Exobasidiomycetes; Exobasidiales; Brachybasidiaceae. The coding region runs from base 1 to 363 and encodes 120 amino acids.
AUGACAAAGAAGUUCAUCGGUUUCUUGACUGUACUCUUAUGUGCCAUCGUGGUCUCCUCAUUUGAUACUGUGAUAUCAUCUCCUGUCAAGCAGAGCGGUUCAGAUGGGCACAUAGAAUUAUAUCGCCGUAGUCCAGGUAAUGGAAUUUUCCAUAGUAAUGUGGCCAGAAAUCGUAUCGAUAUUGCAACAAAGGCAAAAGGUAGAAGUGCAAGUGCUUACAAUCUUUUCAGACAAGGAAAUGUUAGCAAAGCUGUUGGUCGUGCUGUCACUGGUGCAAUAGGUCAGCAUCCAGUGAUGCAAGGGGCAAUAGCACGAGGAAGAGCCGCUCGUCAAGCCUAUGUUUCACGAUUGAAACGCAAAUGA